AGUUUUGAUUUAUUUUUCUGCAAUUGAGAAUUUGAAGAAACAAGAUUUAUAGAAAAGAUGUGUGGAAUAUUUGCGUAUUUGAAUUACAACGUGAACAGAGAGAGAAGGCACAUUCUUCAAGUUCUCUUCAAUGGCCUUCGUCGUCUCGAGUACAGAGGCUACGAUUCCGCCGGAAUUUCCAUCGACGACGGUGACUUCUCGUCUUUUCCUCGAUCGUCCUCCGACGGCUCUCUGUCGCCUCCCCCUCUCGUUUUUCGCCAGGAAGGCAAUAUCGAGUCCCUCGUCAAAUCUGUCUACCAAGAGGUAGUUGCAACAGAGUUGAACUUGGAGAAAUCUUUUACUACCCAUGCUGGUAUAGCACACACCAGAUGGGCUACUCAUGGGGAGCCUGCUCCAAGGAAUAGUCAUCCUCAGACUUCUGGUUCUGGGAAUGACUUCUUGGUUGUUCACAAUGGUGUUAUCACUAAUUAUGAGGUCUUGAAAGAGACCCUUGUUCGACAUGGAUUCACUUUUGAAUCUGAAACAGACACAGAAGUAAUACCAAAGCUUGCCAAAUUUGUUUUUGACAAAGCAAAUGAAGAAGGUGACCAGACUGUCACAUUCAGUCAAGUAGUACUUGAAGUUAUGAGGCAUCUUGAGGGAGCAUAUGCCCUCAUUUUCAAAAGUCGGCAUUACCCAAAUGAGCUUAUUGCUUGCAAGCGUGGUAGUCCAUUGCUCUUAGGUGUGAAAGAAAAUGAUGAUGUUUGCAAUGGAUCAGCAUUCCAUGAUGCUAAAUUUCUCUUACAAAAUAGCAAUCCUAAGGAACUUUUCCUAUCAAGUGAUGCAAAUGCAAUUGUUGAACACACAAAGAAAGUUCUUGUCAUCGAGGAUGGUGAAGUAGUUCAUCUUAAGGAAGGUACUGUAUCGAUCCUAAAGUUUAAUAAUGACAAAGGAAGAAAUGGAGGCAGUCGUUCUGCUAGGCCUGCAUCAGUGCAACGUGCGUUAUCUACUCUUGAGAUGGAGGUUGAACAAAUAAAUAAGGGAACAUACAAGCAUUAUAUGCAGAAAGAAAUUCAUGAACAGCCAGAAUCUCUAACAACUACCUUGAGAGGAAGGCUUCUACGCGGAGGUUCCUGGAAGGCUAAGACUGUUCUUUUGGGUGGACUGAAGGAUCACCUUAAAACAAUUAGGCGAAGCCGAAGGAUUGUAUUCAUUGGUUGUGGUACAAGUUACAAUGCUGCUUUAGCUGCUAGACCCAUCAUGGAAGAACUAUCUGGGGUACCUGUUACAAUGGAAAUUGCUAGUGAUCUGUUGGAUCGGCAAGGUCUUAUAUACAGAGAGGAUACAGUAGUUUUUGUUAGUCAAUCUGGUGAAACAGCUGAUACAUUGCUUGCUCUGGAAUAUGCUUUGGAGAAUGGUGCGUUAUGUGUUGGCAUCACGAAUACUGUUGGGAGUGUAAUAGCUCGGAAUACACACUGUGGUGUUCAUAUAAAUGCUGGUUGUGAAAUUGGUGUAGCCAGUACCAAGGCAUAUACAAGUCAAAUAGCGGUGAUGGCCAUGUUAGCUUUGGCAAUUGGAGCUGACACAAUUUCUAAACAAGAGAGAAGGGAGGCUAUAAUAGAUGGUCUAUUCGACCUUCCAAAUAAAAUCAGGGAGGUACUGAAGCUUGACCAGGAAAUGAAAGAUCUAGCGAAACUAUUGAUUGCUGAGCAGUCACUUCUUGUCUUCGGGAGAGGAUACAAUUAUGCAACUGCUUUGGAAGGUGCUCUAAAAGUGAAGGAAGUUGCACUUAUGCAUAGUGAGGGGAUACUUGCCGGUGAAAUGAAGCAUGGUCCAUUGGCACUAGUUGAUGAAAAUCUCCCCAUUGUUGUGAUUGCUACCCGUGAUGCUUGCUUCAGCAAGCAACAGUCGGUUAUUCAGCAACUACGUGCCCGCAAAGGGCGCUUGAUAGUAAUGUGUUCAAAAGGAGAUGCUGCAUCAGUGUGUCCUGGAGGCGGUUGUCGAGUAAUUGAAGUUCCUCAGGUUGAGGACUGUCUUCAACCUGUGGUUAAUAUAGUUCCAUUUCAGUUACUGGCAUAUCAUCUCACCGUGUUAAGGGGAUACAAUGUCGACCAGCCUCGGAAUCUUGCAAAGAGCGUGACCACGCAGUGAAGAGCGCUUACCGACAUAGUACACAUUCUUUUUCCUCUUAUUUUUUUCUCCUCGAAUUAUUUGCUAGAGGAAUUAAUGAAGCAUUUCUGAAAUAAAGCAAGGAUGGUUUUAUCAUUUUAUGCUGAUGGUCUGAAAUAACAAUCUAACAGUUCUUCAGAGAGAGAGAGAGAGAGAGUCGUACUAAACAUUUAGGGACAUAAUGUUUGAUGAAAUGCCUCAACCAAAAAUGCUACAAUUUUAUCAGUCCUUGGUUCUUUUCUUGAGUUCAUAUAAGGCCAAAAGCAGCAGUGAGAAUGCUUGGUUUCGACAUCAAUCUGCAUG
Molecule: messenger RNA, 2451 nt
Organism: Hibiscus syriacus
Lineage: Eukaryota; Viridiplantae; Streptophyta; Magnoliopsida; Malvales; Malvaceae
Product: glutamine--fructose-6-phosphate aminotransferase [isomerizing] 2-like
Exons: 11
Coding region: 58-2130 (690 amino acids)
Biological process (GO): protein N-linked glycosylation; UDP-N-acetylglucosamine metabolic process; fructose 6-phosphate metabolic process
Molecular function (GO): carbohydrate derivative binding; L-glutamine:D-fructose-6-phosphate transaminase (isomerizing) activity
Source: RefSeq, a predicted model, not a curated record